Molecule: messenger RNA, 1326 nt
Organism: Anguilla rostrata (American eel)
Lineage: Eukaryota; Metazoa; Chordata; Actinopteri; Anguilliformes; Anguillidae
Gene: psmd10
Product: proteasome 26S subunit, non-ATPase 10
Exons: 5
Coding region: 46-726 (226 amino acids)
Cellular component (GO): nucleus
Molecular function (GO): protein binding
Source: RefSeq, a predicted model, not a curated record
GACGGUGCACACCGGAUAUGAGGAGUAAUAGAAAUAAAUAAAGCAAUGGAAGGUUCUGUGUCCAACUUGGAGGUGUGCAAUUUAGCAUACACUGGGCAAUUUGAACAGUUAAAAAAAUGCAUUUUAGCUGAUAAAUCAUUGGCGUCCAAAACAGACCAGGAUCACAGAACUGCUCUGCAUUGGGCGUGUUCGGCCGGUCACAGUGACAUAGUGGAAUUUCUGCUGGGCCUUGGAGUUGAGGUUAAUCUUAAAGAUGACGCAUCCUGGAGCCCGUUACACAUUGCAGCCUCUGCAGGGAGAGAUGAUAUAGUUAAAGCCCUGAUUACCAAGGGGGCCCAGAUUAAUUCUGUCAACCACAAUGGUUGUACUCCUCUACAUUACGCUGCUUCGAAAGACCGAUAUGAGAUAGCUCUAAUGUUGUUGGAAAAUGGAGCAAACCCCAACAUCACAGAUAAAUUGGAGUCCACUCCUUUACACAGAGCUUCUGCAAAGGGCAACUACCGAUUGAUUCAACUUCUCCUGAGCCAGAGUGCUUCCACUAAUAUCCAGGAUUCGGAAGGAAACACUGCACUUCACCUGGCCUGUGAUGAGGAGCGUGUGGAGGCUGCAAAGCUUCUAGUGGAGCAUGGUGCCAGCAUCUAUAUAGAGAACAAGGAGGAGAAGACGCCCCUACAGAUCGCUAAAGGGGGCCUUGGGUCCUUGCUAAGGAGAAUGGUAGAAGGCUGAACUGUAGGUUGCACAAGUGCAAGAAUAUGGCUGGAGUAUUAUAAUAAUGAACACUGCAGUAACAGGUUCAUGAAGGCUUAACUAGUAUGAUUGAUAGUUUUUAUAUUUUGGAAUGUAAUUCUAUUGGAACGCUCCUUACCACCUUGUGAAUGAGUAAAAAUUCACUUUAAUAGAAUUCCUUUUUAUCACAUUUAAUUUUCUUCUCUCAAAAAAUGUAUUUUGAUCUGACAGUGACCAUUCCACAGCACAUUUUUUGUUAUUUCAAAUAUUAAGUCGGUGAAAACGGCUUCUGCAGACCUAAUUUCCAGAAUGAAUGAAAUAUCUAUUUGCUAAGGUUCUGCUGUAAAAUACCUUACAGAAUACAGAAAGUAAAAAUAUGAAUGCUGUUUGCAUAAAUUAAUUGUUUGUUGUUGUAUUAUGUGCACUUAUUACCAAAUUCUUGUUUUCAUUAGAAACUUGCAAACAGUUUAAAGUGGCUAAGCACUUGCACAUGUUACAUAAGUUAGGAAAAUGGAAUUUUUUAAAAACCAGAGUACAACAGUGGAUUGUGUGCCUCACGCUGAGGUAACCUGCAAAUCAUAUUAAAGUUACUACAACUGA